AUGUUGUGCUUACUUGGUCACGCAGCCGGCACCGAUUUAAGAACUUACGAACUUAAAAUCUCCGAGGAAGAGGCAUCUCUUUCGAGGCAUUCCCGUCUGUUUGACUAUACCUCUAUUCCUGCUCCAUGGAGACGCAAAGCCGAGGAGACAGCUAAUCUUCCUGAUUGGUGUCUGGCCGACGUCUUUAUCCGCAUUCGCCAGAUAAUCGGACGCCCACACGACGCUGGUCUACCAGUGACAUCAAUCGAACCUCCUGGAACACGUAUACACUCUAUCAAGCAGCGACAGAAUGAUCGCUUGCGGAGUCAUUUAGUAGCAGGACAACGAGCUAGUAUGCAGUUAUGGCAUGUGGCAAGGACCCAUUAUUCUGAACUAAAUGAACUUCUUCCGUCUCUGCUUUGCUCAAAGGAACGUGUAAUCGCCUCUACUCCUCGGAUCCUCGUACCCUCCACUCGAUUGUUUUCAUCUCCAAGAGCAGAGUAUCCUACUCUCUCAAUUUGGCCUAUGCCUUCACUCAUGUCCUUGUCUUUUUCCUCUGCACUCUUGCCUGUUUCAUCAAAUGGAAGCUAUUUAGAGGCCUCUCUUACAAGAGCCAACUUUAUUCUUUAUCGACAUUCACCUUCUGCUAGAUGGUUAUGCCGUCUUCCACACAUUCACCUGAAUUUGGUAUAUCAGGCGAAUGUAGAUCAUUAUAGAGCCCCGCUGACUCGGCUGAUUCAGGGAUCUGGAAAGUUUGCUGGCCUCGACAACCUUUUACGCCAACUGAUAGGCUGUAAUGACCCUCUAGAUUCAUGUUCAAUUACUUCUCUCUCUAGUUCCACAAUCACUGGUAUCUCUACUAUCGACAAUCAUGCCAUUGAUUCUACAUCCCGGCCUUUUCAUCAUCUCAAUGUUCCUGAAACUCAGUCUCAGUGCCUCAUUGAGCCUUCAGAUUCUGUUCAACUUGGCUUAACCCAUGCGCCUUCCCUUUCCCCACAUCUAAGGUAUCCCUCUCCGCGCCUACCAUCUGCGCCAUGCACUGAGGCUACUGCUCUCCUGCCUCAUUCCUCUUCGCUAUCCUCUACUAAUGAACUUCAUACACCCUCUAUCCUCGUUGUUCCUUCCGUAAAGGCACGUCCGCCUCGCUGCAUUUUUUUCAUCGCUCAUCAGGCUCGUCUUUUGGCUCUUGUUCAUGCAUAUCUUCGAGCCUCACCACGAACUCGCCACUUGCCUAUCUGGCGAUUACCUGCUUUAGCUGCACAUCGAGCCGCCCAACUUGUCGAAAUGAUCAAUGCCUUCCCUUGUCCAUUACCGUAUGCAUCCACGGCCCUUCUAUCCGCAAACUCAUUUUAUUCAGGCACUACCGAUGUAGUUUCCAUGCCUAGAAUUUCAGCUGCAUCUACCCUUCUAUGUCUGCUACACGCCAGAACACCAGAUACUGCAUUAGCUGGUCUUCGUGCUGGUCCGGAUACUUGCGUAAUCAUCUUGGAUGCGGACUGGCGGCCAGGGUUGCAGGACGCCUUGCGAGCAAAGUAUGCUUUUUUUUAA
Molecule: messenger RNA, 1527 nt
Organism: Protopolystoma xenopodis
Lineage: Eukaryota; Metazoa; Platyhelminthes; Monogenea; Polystomatidea; Polystomatidae
Source: the annotation of a GenBank genome assembly